Molecule: messenger RNA, 1028 nt
Organism: Scomber scombrus (Atlantic mackerel)
Lineage: Eukaryota; Metazoa; Chordata; Actinopteri; Scombriformes; Scombridae
Gene: ndnl2
Product: necdin-like 2
Exons: 11
Coding region: 154-954 (266 amino acids)
Cellular component (GO): nucleus
Source: RefSeq, a predicted model, not a curated record
GAGCGGGAAAGAAACGGUGAGAAAGAAAGAGAGGAAGAGGAAGAGAGGAAGAAAAGAAAGCGGAAGAGAGGGAUGAAGGAAGCAGCAGCGGGUUCAUAUUGAAACAGAACCAGAGUUUUAUUAUUGAUCCUAUUUGAAGCUUCUGCAGUCAUCAUGAUGAAGAAGAGACUUGUCAAAACACAGAGGUCCUCUCAGCCCAGGAGGCAGAGCGGCUCCGCAGUGACUCAGGCGGACGAUGAGGAGCUGCCGAGUACGUCCCAGGUCAGCAGAGGGAUGGAGAGAGUCACACCUGCAGAGGUCGACAAUAAGACUUCAGAUGUGAUUCAUUACUUCCUGAUGAAGGACCAGGAGAAGAUUCCUGUUCGCCGAGCCGAUCUGGUGAAACAUGUGAUGAAGGAGUACAGGAACAUUUACCCAGAGAUCAUGAAGCGAGCAUCACGGGUCUUUGAGGAGGGGUUUGGCUUCAAAAUCGUUGAAAUCGACACCAAAAAUCACGUUUACGUGCUGAUCAAUAAGCUGGAGACAGCGGAGGGAGCGCCGGCCAUCAACUCCUGCCAUCCUAAGAUGGGUUUGCUGUUUGUGAUCCUGAGUGUAGUUUUCAUGAAGGGAGGAGCCGUCAGAGAGAUCGUCAUCUGGAACACUCUGAAGAAACUCCGCAUUGACCCGGGAGAGAAACACAGAGAGUUGGGAGACGUGAAGAAGAUGGUGACGGAGAAGUUUGUGCGUCAGAGGUACCUGGAGUAUGUGCGUAUCCCUCACACAGACCCAGUGGAGUAUGAGUUCAGGUGGGGUCAGCGAGCCAACGUUGAGGUGAAUAAAAGCAGGAUCCUCGACUUCAUGGCCGAGCUUCAUGAGCAGGAGCCUCAGGCCUGGCCCCAGCAGUACAGAGAAGCCCAUGGCCCCCCCCCCUCCACUCCCGCCUCCAGCCAGCCCAGCACCAGCAGCCACAGAUAGACUCUGAUGUUAUUAUUAUUAUUAUUAUUAUUAUUAGAAUCUCACUGAGUCAGCUUUCAUUUGUUUUAUUGUUC